UUUCGAUGCUAAAUACCCAUUUCUACAUUUCUCAACGUAUGGCUUCCACUAAAUGUGUACCGACAGGUUUUGCUUUCUCUGUACUUACUGUUAUUAUUUAUUUCUUUAGCUUUGUUAGAAGCAAGAAUGAACAUAUUCUUAGCAAUUGCAAGUUUGAUGCCAUAUAUCAGCUGGGGGAUUCCAUAGCAGAUACUGGUAAUUUUGUGCAAGACAACCCUUCUUCGGUAUUUGCAGGGUUACCCUACGGUGAAACCUUAAAGAAACCAACUGGCAGAUGCUCUGAUGGCUUGUUGAUGAUUGAUUAUAUAGCACUAUCUGCUGGACUUCCUUUUCUUGAUGCCUACUUAAACAAAGAUGGAGUAUUUUAUCAUGGGGUUAAUUUCGCUGUUGCCGGAGCUACUGCCAUGUCUGUGGAAGAUUUAUACAAGAAAAACAUUUCCUUUGUGCCUACCAGCAUGUCUCUAAGUGCACAACUUGACUGGAUGUCUAACUAUUUCAAAACGACUUGUCAUUAUGCCAAAGAUUGCUUCAACAAAAAUGGAAGAGCCCUUUUCAUGGUUGGGGAGAUAGGAGGAAAUGACUAUAACUAUCCCUGUUUCCAAGGGAAAAACUUAGCCGAGGCUAAGACAAUGGGGCCCGAGGUUGUCCGAUCCAUAAAACAUGCUGCAAAAAGAGUUAUCGGAUAUGGUGCUAAACGGUUGGUUGUACCCGGAAACUUCCCCAUAGGCUGCUUUCCUGUGUAUCUCUCUUUAUUCCAAACGAAUGAUGCUAGUGCUUAUGAUGAACUUCAUUGUCUAAAGGAGUUGAAUCAGUUUUCAGUUUAUCAUAAUGAUCUUCUUCAGAAAGCAAUUGAUGAGCUAAAAGAAGAACAUCAUGAUGUGAUCAUUGUCUAUGGUGACUACUACAAUGCAUUCGUGUGGCUUUUCACCAAGGCUAAUAUGCUUGGUUUUGAUCCAACAUCAUUGCAAAAAGCCUGUUGUGGACUCGGAGGAGACUACAAUUUUGAUCUUUCAAGUUUGUGCGGAGAUCCAGAAGUAACCGUGUGUGAAAAUCCUGAUGAACGACUGAGCUGGGAUGGAAUUCAUUUGACGCAAAGAGCUUAUGAGUUAAUGGCAACAUGGCUCAUCCACGACAUCUAUCCGAAACUUCAAUGUGAAUAUGUUGCUUCAUAUAGUUCUGCAGCCUAGUUUCUGCAGGAACUUGUUUGGUGUUCCAUCUUCAAAUUCACUGUUGUACAAAGUACCCCAACAAAAAAAUUCAUUACUG
This is a messenger RNA of Hibiscus syriacus, 1266 nucleotides long. Its product is annotated as acetylajmalan esterase-like. NCBI's taxonomy places the organism in Eukaryota, Viridiplantae, Streptophyta, Magnoliopsida, Malvales, Malvaceae. The transcript has 5 exons. The record is from RefSeq and is a predicted model, not a curated record. The coding region runs from base 6 to 1187 and encodes 393 amino acids. Gene Ontology annotation, molecular function: hydrolase activity, acting on ester bonds.